Hibiscus syriacus is the source of this 824-nucleotide messenger RNA. Its product is annotated as cytochrome c1-like. The record is from RefSeq and is a predicted model, not a curated record. Lineage: Eukaryota; Viridiplantae; Streptophyta; Magnoliopsida; Malvales; Malvaceae. Bases 98 to 508 code for a protein of 136 amino acids. The transcript is spliced from 2 exons.
CACCUCAUUUCACAACACACAGCUCUUUCCUCAUCUCUAUAAUCUCUUACAUUUCAUUCAUUCGUUUCAAUCUUUUCUUCAAGCUUCUUAUUCCCAAAUGGCCAGUGUUGAUGUUGAGGUUCAAUCAGCUGCCGCAAAAUUGGUAGAGAACGAGACUACACCACCAGAGAUAACCAAGGUUGAGGAGAAAACACCGAAAGACGAGCCAACCGCUGCACCCGUCGUGGACGAGGUGGUGACGACAUCAGAUGCUCCGCCAGCUGUGGAGGAAAGCACGGCUCCCGAAGCCGAUACCAAAGAAGUUGUAGAAGAAGAAACCAAGGUUGAAGAGGAAGCUAAGCCAGCACAAGAGGAGACAAAGGAAGAGACACCCGAGGUGAAGCCUGAAGCAGUUACGGAGGAGGCCAAAGUCGAGACUACAAAAGAACCGGCUGAUACUUCAGCAGGAGAGGAGAAACAGGCUGAGGAAAAGGGUGAAGAAGUUCCCGUUGAGAAAGUUGAGGAAUAGAGCGACCAUUUUGCGAAAGGUGGCAUAGUUUAAAAGGAGUUUCUUUUUUAUAGCUUGCAUGGAAUAUGUUGGUAUAGUCAUCGUAUCAAUUAUAAUAACUAUGUAGUAUGUGGGACGAUUAUAGUUUUCCUUUUGUUAUUGUCUUUUUCUCUUUCUUUGGGGUUUGAUGUUAGUAUUAAACGUGCCAUUCCAUGUUGGGGGAAGAAACCAGGGGUUUUACAUAUUGAGUGGUAUGGAUGUAUGUAUGGAGACAUUGUUUUGGUUCCGAAUUAUGAUGAGUGAUAUUUUGUGUGAUGAGAUGAGAUGUUUAUCUCUA